Cololabis saira (Pacific saury) is the source of this 589-nucleotide messenger RNA. Its product is annotated as immediate early response 3-interacting protein 1-like. Gene Ontology annotation, cellular component: Golgi membrane; COPII-coated ER to Golgi transport vesicle; endoplasmic reticulum membrane. The transcript has 3 exons. Gene Ontology annotation, biological process: endoplasmic reticulum to Golgi vesicle-mediated transport. The record is from RefSeq and is a predicted model, not a curated record. NCBI's taxonomy places the organism in Eukaryota, Metazoa, Chordata, Actinopteri, Beloniformes, Belonidae. The coding region runs from base 69 to 317 and encodes 82 amino acids.
GUCCACCGUAGUGACGUCAUACGUAAACAGAGUCACGUCAGCUGAACUCGCUGCUGUUCAGACCAAACAUGGCUUUUACUCUGUAUUCUCUCAUCCAGGCUGCGAUCCUGUGCAUUAACGCCGUGGCUGUAUUACACGAAGAAAGAUUCCUCAGUAAAAUUGGCUGGGGAGUAGACCAAGGUGUUGGAGGAUUUGGGGAUGAACCAGGCAUCAAAGUGCAGCUGAUGAACCUCAUCCGCUCUGUGAGAACAGUGAUGAGAGUGCCACUGAUAGGAGUGAAUACAGUCUGCAUUGUCCUGCUGCUUCUGUUUGGCUGAAGACGGAGACGUGAGCUGCCAGGAGAAGAUGCCCAUCGCCUCAGGAACCACUAUGAAAAAACGUUCACUUUCACCAAAUCCCUCUUUCGUCCUGAAUAUGAAUGUUGCCUGGCUGUACAUAUUACUAAACUUAGCAUAGCCCUGCUUUUGAUAACAACCUAGAAAUAUGUGGAGUGACUUAAGUUCCACUUUAUUUUGAAAAUAAUAAGAUUCUCAAUAAAUGUAAUUGUCUUAACACAUUUUUACAUUUUAUUAAAGCACUUUUGAUCAUU